Messenger RNA from Arachis ipaensis, 3100 nucleotides. Its product is annotated as putative disease resistance RPP13-like protein 3. The record is from RefSeq and is a predicted model, not a curated record. Gene Ontology annotation, biological process: defense response to other organism. NCBI's taxonomy places the organism in Eukaryota, Viridiplantae, Streptophyta, Magnoliopsida, Fabales, Fabaceae. Gene Ontology annotation, molecular function: ADP binding.
UUUUAUCAACUGCAUUAUUGCAUUCCACUUUAAUUUCCAUCACCUUUUUUCUCCUUAAUUCAACCUUAACUUGACAAAGAUUUUAAGAAAAGAUUUUAUUAGAUCGCUCCUCACUUUUGAGUCUUUCCCAAACAUCAGUUUCCUACAUCAAUCAUCAUCAGUUCAGUUUCUAAACACAAAUCAAUCCGUUCCUUACUUACAUACACACCCCCUCCAAUGGCAGAUAGUGUGAUUUCCUUUGUCCUGGACAACUUCUCCCAAUUGCUAGCACGUGAAGCCAAUCUGCUAUGUGGCGUGGAUGACAGGGUUAGAUCCCUUCAAAGUGACCUCAGCAUCAUAAACGUGUUCCUCAAAACAUCUGAAGGGAAAACCAAGAAAGAAAUUGACAAAGAAGUUUUUCGUCAGAUUAGAGAUGUUGCGCACCAAGCUGAGGAUGUCAUCGACACCUUUGUGGUAAACGUGGCUAUGCACAGACGUCGAACCAUGCUGGGGAAGAUGCUCCGUGGUUUUGAACAUGGAAAGUUGCUCCGUGAUGUGGCUGUGAAAAUAGACAGCAUAAAAGCCACUGUCAAUGACAUAAGAGACAACAAGAUCAAGCUCGGCGAUGUCUUUCAACAAGAAGGUGAAUCAUCAUCAGCAAGAGAGGAGGAGGAGAGGGUGCUGUUGCUGCACAAGAGAAGAAGAAAUGUGGAGGAGCAUGAUGUGGUUGGUUUUGUUCGUGAAUCCAAGGCAGUCAUUCAGCUGCUUAAGGAAGAGAGUUCCCAAAGCAACGUUGUGUCCAUCAUCGGUAUGGGUGGCUUGGGCAAAACCACCCUUGCUCGAAAGGUCUAUAACAGCGAUCAGGUAAAGUCAUAUUUCAAAUGUCGUGCAUGGGUUUAUGUUUCAAAUGACUGCAAUGUCAAGAAGCUUUUGCUUGGCCUCAUCAUGUGUUUGAUGCCUAACGCUGAGAACGAGCAUAGGAGGAAAAUGAAGGGAAAGAAACAAAAGGGAAGAAAGAAACCAGGUGACCUCUCUAACUUGAAUGUUGACGAACUAAAGCUCAUGAUGCGGAAUUUCUUGACUAUGACAAGGUAUCUGGUAGUCCUUGAUGACCUCUGGAAUACUCAAGACUGGGAUGAGGUAAAAGAUGCUUUUCCAAACGACAACAAUGGUAGCAAAAUACUAAUUACUAGCCGUUUGAAAGAGGUGGCAUCCCAUACGAGUCCAUGUCCUCCUUAUUACCUUCAAUUCCUUGGUGAUGAUGAAAGCUGGGAACUCUUUUCUAGGAAAGUGUUUCGAGGAGAUGAGUGUCCUUCUGAUAUAGAGCAUCUUGGAAAACUGAUGGUCAAAAGUUGUGGCGGUUUGCCACUCUCCAUUGUUGUUUUGGCAGGGUUACUUGCAAACAAGGGGAAGUCAUACAAGGAAUGGUCCAAAGUUGUGGGACAUGUCAACUGGUAUCUUACUCAAGAUGAGACCCAAGUCAAGGACAUUGUACUCAAACUCAGCUACCACAACUUGCCUUCAAGACUAAAGCCCUGCUUUCUGUAUUUCGGGAUCUACCCUGAAGAUUUUGAGAUCUCUGUAAGGCCAUUGCUACAAAAAUGGGUUGCUGAGGGAUUUAUUCAACAAACUGGGACCAGAGAUGCAGAGGAUGUUGCUGAAGAUUACUUGUAUGAGCUCAUUGAUCGUAGCUUGGUUCAAGCAUCACAAGUGAAUGUUAAUGGAGAUGUGAAAGCAUGUCGCAUCCAUGAUCUUCUUCGUGAUCUUUGCAUAACUGAGAGCAAAGAGAACAAGCUUUUUGAGGUUUGCACAAAUAGUAACAUUUUGGAGACAUCAAAACCACGCAGGCUUUCAAUCCAAUGCGGCAUGCAUGGCUACGUUUCUUCAAGCAACAAUGACCAUUCAUGUGUCCGCUCUUUGUUUUGCCUUGACCCAAAAGGGUAUGAUGUUACCCCCAAGGAAUUGAAAUGGGUUUUCAAAUUCUUCAAACUGGUUCGGGUAUUAGAUCUUGGGGAAAACUAUUGCAGCAAAGUCCCUUCCAACUUGGGCUUAUUUAUCCAUUUAAGGUAUUUAAGAAUAAGAAGUGGUGAAGUCAUUCUAGAUUCUAUAUGCACACUAGGAAAUUUACAAACUUUGGACAUAUACGGGCCGGCGCUGCCUCCAAUAUAUCUCCCUAGGAGAGUAUGGAACCUCAAACAACUUAGGCAUUUAAAGAGUAAUGGAACCAUCAUCCUACGAGGCCACCAUGGUUCAAAAGCAGGUGAUCAAGUCAUGUGGAAUCUUCAAACCAUUCAUUCCAUUAAAUUCAAUAGUGAGAUUGCACGCAUGAUAGAGAAAGGAAGGUUUCCGAAGCUACGAAAGUUGGGUUUGCACAUCUGGGUCGAGAAAAAUAAUGUGCAUGAGUUGUUAUCAACCCUACGGCGAUUAACUCAUCUGAACAAGUUGACACUUGUCUUUAGAAAGAAGAAUUAUGGACGGCGACCAGGGCCUACAAAGUACGAGCACAUGGAAUGGCACAUCGGGCUCAAAGCAAUUGAAUUGUUACAAAGCCUGCAGCACUUGUCCAAUCUGAGCACUUUAAAAGUUGAUGGAGCUUUGGACCUUGCAACGUGUGAUAUUGCGUUUCCUGCAUGCAUUACAAAAUUAACCUUGAGACACAUUAGCUUCAUGAAUGCUGGUGGGGUGAAUGCCAUUGGUAAUCUUACUACACUCCGAUGUUUGAAAUUGCAUGGAACACAUGACUUUGAUGAUCCCUUUGAGAUUAAUUGCAGUGCAGGCAGUUUCUCACAGCUGCAGGUUUUUGAGAUGGAGUGCCUGAAUGUUCACAAAUGGAAAUUAGGCAAUGGUGCAAUGCCAUGCCUUCAAACUCUGCUUAUCAGAGACUGUGAAAGAUUGGACGAUCUCCCAGAUGAACUGUGCUCUUUGACUUCCCUGAGACAAGUAAAAGUUGUGACACCCUCCCAAGCAUUGUCUGAUGCGCUAGCAAAUUUGGAAAUGAAGGAUGGAUGUGAGCUCAUAAUAUCAGAGAAUCCAGAAGUAGUAUAAAUGUUGAGUUUCAAUCAAAUUUAGCCUUAACACUUAUCAUUAUAAUUGGUAUUUAAAUGUUAUUGUACCAUUAAAA